AGCCGGAACGGCCUGACCUCGGCGCUGCCCGAGUCCGGCCCGAAAGAAGGACAAAAGAGCGUCUGUGUUAAGGACGGGAUGGAUCUCCUCUGCGGGAAGGUCAUCGAUGAGAGCUGGCCCCGUGCGCUCAGGGCUGUGUUUGAGGGGUAGCUCGGGGCUGAGAGAUUCGCCAAAUGCUUUACCUCCGCUACGAUCAUCCUGCUUGGGGCGACUCGGUGUUUGCCGUGGCUCUUACCAGACCUUGGCAGCUACAGCAGCAGUCUGGGCGACGGGCAGGCGUUUUCGGGGCUUUGCUGGAACUGCAGUUUAGCCGGCUUGUCUUCCGGUGAGGAGCACUGAUCCCAGUUCUGGCAUCUCGCUUUUCAGUAGCAUUGGGGGAAAAAACAGCACGUGGGGAAAGGAAGCGACUUGCCCAACGUCACCCUGAAGGCCACUAGUGAGAAGUCCCAUCCCAGACCUUCAGUCACUAAAUACCACUGACGUGGAGUUUAUUUCUCCUUGGCAUCAAGAGAUGCGCGUGUAGAGGCAGUUCCCGGCGGUGCUGGGGACGCCUGAGCUGGGCCUGCGGUGCGGCAGGCAUCUUGGUGGAAGUGUGGAGGGGAAACUUGGAUCUCCUGCCACUAAAAGGCAGCAGCAAGCAUCCAGGCUGAUUUCAGAGUUUAGCGUUUUCCUUAGAAAUGCCACCAAAAAUGGUAGGACGGCCUGGCUCUUCCCCCGCGAUCACUGCCUUGUUCCCCAGCGCAUCCCGUAACAGCGCUCGGCGGUGAGCUGUGCUCCCGAAGUGCCAUGCCCGGAGAAGGCAGGUAUCUAAUUAGAGCAAAGGCUGGGGUGUUUUGUCUGCCCCAAACGUUUCGUUUUUCAAGCCGGCCGGAUUUCAUAUCUGGCCCUGGCUGCGGGCGCUCCGGAGGCGCCCGUAUCGCAGGGAAGCCGCAAUCCAGCCGCUUGCCUGAAACCCGACGGCUCAUCCCAGGCUCUGCAGAACAACACGGACAGACGUUCCUGCAGCGUCAGCCGUGCAACGCCGAGAGCCGCGAUCCCAGGUUGUCCAGCUCAGGAGCAGCUGGAACCAUCCCCAGUGGAGCGACAGAUGUCAAAAGUGCUUGCACGAGAAAAAAGCGAGGUCUGGGAGGUGGGAAAGCAAGUGAAGCGCCUGCAAAGAGCUCCUCUGUAGGCAAAUUCACACGAGACCUGGGUGGUUAAAGCUGUUUCAGACCUCGCGCUGUUCAUCUCUCGAAGGACUCGGAGCUAAAAUGAACCAGAACGAUUUUUCUCCAAGUGAUAGGUCAGGUUUUUUAUGUAUGUAACCAAACUUUAAUUCACGAGCGGUGACUACAUGCAAGGCAUUUUGGGACCCUCAGAUGAAAAGCACUGAAGAGACUUAAGAGGAGAAAGAUGGCUCUGAACGCCUGCGUUUGACCUAAUCUGGCCGCGCUCAGAAAGUUGAGCUCUGUUCCGAUAGCCUUUGCUGUUUUGCAAAGCGCAAAAACAUUAGGCCCAGGAAAGCUUUCUGAGGAGCGACAUUAGGUGCCGUAUCCCCGGCGUCUCUUGCAGCGGCCCGUAGCUGCUGCUGCUCACUGGGGCUUUAUCCAGUUCAGCGCUCUUUCGCUGUGCUUGUGCGAUGCUAUCGUCAUGCAGCCUUUCUCAGCACCUCUUUAGAAUAUAAUUGGAGGAAAAAAGAAUGAAACAGGAAAGAGUAAUUGCAAAUUUUUUUCUACUUCUCUUGAUUUGGAUCUAGAAAUCCAGGUGGCUAAUUUUACUUCCAGGCUGGGCGUAGCCUUAUUUGGUUUCAAAUAAUGUCUGCAAAUAAACAUCAUUUCUGAGGGAUACUUUUACGAAGAAGUAAAUACUGUCUGUUUGGACGGUUCCAUAAAAAGUCGUUUCUACAAUGUUUCAACGUGGGGUUUAAUUUGGAGUGACUGCUUCCUUUUGAACAUUGCAGUAUCCUUGAACUGCAGUUGGGUUUUAUUAAUUUAGCAGUUUCUGGAACUGUUUGUGGCCAAAAUAGUUUGAUGCUGGGUUUGAAAAAGGAGACAAAUUCAAAACAAAUCAUCUGCAGAUGAAAAUAUGCUUCUGUUGUGAGGAUAAUGACCAAAAAAAAUCAUUGAAAUCCUCUUAGCCCCAACCAAGCCGAGGUACCAGUUUCUCCAGAACAGCGGCUCCAAGUUAAAAUGUCCUGGGUCCCCCUAUAUUAUUCCUCCUGCUAAAUGUCCGCCCGAGUUUCCAGCAGCGUUGAGCUGUGAGCAUGGUUUUUGGAGGAGCUUUUGCUCUCACUCCGGCUUUAUCACUACGGACCACAAGAGGUCGGCAAAAUUCAGGAGAAGUGAGUGUGCUGCCUCUGCGCCAGGGUGCCCGCCUGGCACAUCUCCUUCCCUGAAGCUGCCCGUGCCGUGGUUUUCAUGCCAGAAUAAUUACUCCAUUGAAAAAAAAAAGAAAACCCACACUAAUUAUACUGGAACAAAACCAGGACAGUUCUGGAGCAGGGCAUCUGCUGCAGGGGUUUAUUCCAGAGCAACCCUGCAUUAUUCAUUUCUCGUGCAGCCAACGCCGGGCGUUCGGAGGAGUUAAGAGGGAUCAGAAGCAUUAAACGGUCUCUGCCCACUCACCCCGCUCUCUAUAACUUUAAUUCUUCAGUUCCUGGUACGAAAGGUCACGAGCUUGGGAGUCGCGGACUUAAAAAGGCAGCGUGUCCCCUCCGUGGGAGCGGCGCCUUAGGAACUGGGCUGGCGGUUGUGAUUUAUUUAUUUAUUUUUGGAUGCAGUACCCUAAGGUGGUGGCAGGGGAAACAAAGUGAUUAACCAAAAUUACCCUUGUGGUUUACAGUGAUGAGACCAGCACAGAGAGAGCCUUAAGCAGUAACUUCAGGAAAGCGGUGUGUGGCGAGUGAUGUUAAAAUGAAAAGGUGCUGUGAGGGUGUUGGGCUGCCAUGCCUGUUUAAGGGCGUUGGUAUGGCCAGCCGUCGGCCUCCAAAAUACCUCCUCAUCUUCGACUUCGACGAGACCAUUAUCAAUGAGAACAGCGACGACUCCAUCAUCAGGGCCGCGCCAGGGCAAGAGCUUCCAGAACACAUCCGCCAAACCUUCCGCGACGGCUUCUACAACGAAUACAUGCAGCGCGUCUUGGCGUACAUGGGGGACCAGGGAGUUAAGAUGGGGGACUUCAAGACCGUUUAUGAGAACAUCCCCCUGUCCCCUGGCAUGCCAGAGCUCUUCCAGUUCCUCUCCAAGAACCACGAGAUGUUUGAGAUCAUCCUCAUCUCCGAUGCCAACAUGUUUGGCAUCGAAUGCACUCUGAGGGCAGCUGGUGUCUACUCCCUCUUCCGCAAAAUCUUCAGCAACCCAUCUGGCUUUGACAAGAGGGGUUACUUUACCUUGGGGCCCUAUCACAGUCACAAGUGCCUUGACUGCCCGGCCAACAUGUGCAAACGCAAAAUCCUAACGGAGUACCUAGCUGAGAGAGCCCAGGAGGAAGUGGAGUUCGAAAGGGUCUUUUACAUCGGUGACGGUGCCAAUGACUUCUGCCCUUCUGUGACUUUGACUUCAAGUGAUGUUGCUUUCCCACGGAAGGGCUACCCCAUGCACCAGAUGGCCCAAGAGAUGGAGAAGAAGCAACCCGGAGCCUUCCAGGCCACUGUUGUAGCCUGGGAUUCGGCCACAGAAGUCGCCCACUAUCUCCAGGAAGUCCUCAAGAAAAAAUGUUGAGGAUGGCUGAAAAAGGGACUUGCUUAGUAUAAGCAGCUGGGAAAGGAGAAGUUCAGGGGUAGGUCCCCUACCCCGCAUUCAUCUGGCACUGCUUCUCGCUCGGACUCCGAUUCCUGGGUUACUUCCCUUACGUUCUUCCCCUUUCUCUCAGCCAGCCUCCCUUUUUCCCAGUUACUCUGAAGCACUUUCUCUAGGUUCCACUUGUCCUUCCCCUUGACAAUGAGAUGAAAUCUCUAUGCAGCUAGGACAUCUACUCAAGCGUGGGUGCUUGGCAACACUAUUUUUCCCCCCCCCUUUAGACUUUGUGAGAGCAAUUCUUAAAACCGGAACCCAGCUGUCCUGCAGGUUGGGCCUCGCACACGCUUCCUUUUGCCUUGACCUCAGCACCUCGUAUCUCCUCCAUUGCUUACUCCUCCCUUAGCUCCUUUAUGGCCUCUCUCCUCCCUCUGAUCCCUACAGGCCCAGCCAGGAUCUGCUUACUGUUGCCUUGAACCUGAUUCUCCAAGAGCUCCUUGCCUCUUCAAGAGGCCACUGGAAACUUAAUCCCGAAAGCUUCUGCUGAUGUUGGCUCCCUGGCUUGCACGUCGCACCCCGCGUCGGGAGGGCGCCACCCAGCGUUUCACCCUUCGUUGGGUGAGCUUCACGGGAGGACGAUGAUGUGAGCUCUGCGCUUGAUUCAGGCCGGGGGCGUAGGAGGAUGCAACGGAUUUAAUUAUCUCUUAAGACUUUGUUCUCUGAAAAAUGUGAAGGGAAUAACAGGAAACCUUUCGGAAAGGUGGUUCCCGUGUCGCCCUUGGAAAACCUCCUGUAGGUCCCGUUCCCCUCCGCCCCUUGCCAAGGCCACGGUCAUGUUUAACGUGUCCCAGCAUGGAUGCGCUUCACUGAGGAGGACACAACCUACUUUUGGCUUCCACGUUGACCUGCUGGUUUCGCUUCCAGGGCAAAACUUCUCCCACGUCCCCGAAGCAGAGAGCUUCGUCCCUCUCCUUGCGCCGUUUGCAGCACCGGCUCCGAGCGGGGCCGCCACUUCCAGAGCUGCAGCGCCGCGUUUCCCGCUCGGGCACCGCGCGUUUGGCCGUGUCGUGUCCCGACCUCCCCGUUACCCCCGGGAGGGACAGGGUUUACCUCCUGGCCUGGUCCAGAGGUGCCGAAACUCCCAGCAGCUGGAGCGGGAGGUGUGGUGCUUAGCGCUUCUCCUGGCAGCGGGUCGCUGGAGGGUGAGACCCUCUCAGCCCUGCGCCCCUUCCCUGGGCCUUUGCAGUAUUAAUUGCCCCUUUUAAUUGCACUCCACCGGGCCGGGGAGGGGAGUAGCUACAGGAUUUGCUGCUCUCUUGUGUUGGCUUUUCCCGGAUUUAUCCACAGCCUUAAGUGCCCCCGAGGGCGGCUCGAGACGACUCCAAAGCGUAGAAACCCCGACAGCCAAGCUGAGCAGUAGGACAAUAACCAAAGCAGCCCUGAGUUUUUCCUCCUUUAUUUCCUUCCCCCCCCCCUUUUUUUUUUUCCCCUUCCUCCUCUGGCCCCUGUUCAACUGUGUGGAAGUUAAAGCCAUGGAAUUAAAACAAAAAAAAAUACGUCUAUAUGUAUAUCGAGAGAGAGAGCAGCUGCACGAGUUGUUUGUCGCCAGGGCACGGAGGUGGGUGCGAAGGGGCUGCAAGGGGCUCCCCUUGCUUCGGCGGGAGGCCCGGCGCUCAGCGCCCCGGGGAAGGGCGCUCAGCAGAAGGGCUCCACGUAGUUGCCGGGGAAGAAGCCCGCAGCU
Struthio camelus australis is the source of this 5454-nucleotide messenger RNA. RefSeq names its product phosphoethanolamine/phosphocholine phosphatase 1 (gene PHOSPHO1). Gene Ontology annotation, biological process: bone mineralization involved in bone maturation. The record is from RefSeq and is a predicted model, not a curated record. NCBI's taxonomy places the organism in Eukaryota, Metazoa, Chordata, Aves, Struthioniformes, Struthionidae. Gene Ontology annotation, molecular function: phosphatase activity.